Penicillium cataractarum is the source of this 852-nucleotide messenger RNA. RefSeq lists its product as uncharacterized. Bases 1 to 852 code for a protein of 283 amino acids. Lineage: Eukaryota; Fungi; Ascomycota; Eurotiomycetes; Eurotiales; Aspergillaceae. The record is from RefSeq and is a predicted model, not a curated record. The transcript has a single exon.
AUGUUCUCUAGAUUAUUCUCCUAUCUGUGCAGUGGUCACUCUGCAAAGAAGGGAGAGCAACUUGCGGACUGGAAUGUCGAACUUCUUGCCACAGCAAAUUCAAAGCUUGCUUUACAGCUCCAAAGAGCAGAUAAAAAGAUCAAGAAUCUCAAGACUAGACUUGCAGAGUCCGAUCUACUUCUCGCACAUGCUCAGUCGCAUGUGGGAGAUUUCAAUUAUGCAGCUCUGCGGCUGGAGGACGAUCUCUCUGAGAUGCCUGCUGCCUUGCUGAAUUCAGAGGCCGACCGGCGCUUUAACUGGAUCGAUGAUAUCUGGAUAUGCACAGGCAAUGAUUACCUUAAAGAUGCAGAGGAAGUUUGGAAAAUUGGAGAUAUUGAAGCUGCACGGAGUACACUGGAGACUUCGCUCAUGGCCAGCUCGUGUAUAUCAGUAGCUGAAAUUCUCCAUUCUCGGGUCUUCCAUGCAGCUAUCCUGUAUGCCACCGGUAAGUACCAUGAAUCUCUUUGCCAAUUGGAUCGUGUGAUGAAUUAUGUCUCCACUCGAAGCGAAGUUCAGCAGCUCCGGUAUAAGGAUAUUGUUGGCACUGCAUUCUUCAUUGAGGCGAUGGAUUUCAUGGCAACGGAGAGGUUUGAAAGAGCCUACUGGUCAUUCUCGAGAUCUCUGCCACAUCCACAAUAUUGUCACAAAGCUCGGGAAUAUCAAAUCAAGGCUAUUGUGGAAUUUACUCGACAGCAAGCCUGCGAGGAUGGUGCGUCGGAUUCUCUCUCUCUUCGUCCUAUGAUCAGCCUGGGGGAGCACCUGCCAGUUCCAGCGGAUGUUGAUGACGACCCGUGUCAGUACCGAGUUUGGUGA